UCAUACCUCACUAACCAUUCUCCACCACCAUUACGUCAUUUCCCUAGUUCAAAUAAUCCAAGUUCGUUUCGACUUGUGUAAAUGAGUCAACGAGCUCGACGCUUUCGAUUAGAACUACGCUGGUUGUUAUCGUCUUCUAGUUAUACAUAUGAAGAAACAGGCUACCUCUCUUCUUCAUACCACACCAAAUAGUGAACUUUCACCAUUUAUCCUUUCACAGAGUUCUAUACGAUUUGCUACGCGUAUUGCGUUCGUCUUUAUCAUCCGCGAUGAAAUUGUUCAAGCAGCAACGUGGGCGGAUCCAGGAAAGUCGAUUUGUCUGGGCUUGACACUCACACUAUUCUCAUUAUAUCCGCUGACUAUUGGUCUUAUUUUGUUCGUAUGUGUUAUUACUAUGAUGCCAAAUAAUCUGAAACGUGACUUCACCAGCAAUCUCCGGGAUUUGCAGAAUUCCAUGACCCUGUAUUGCGACAUAUACGACAAGAUGGUCGCUUUUCGAGAGAACUGGUGUCAUUAUGUUUCUCCAAAGAUAAUUUCAUCAAUCGUCUUUGCUGGUGUUUGCUCAGUGUUCCUGCUUGCGUCUUUGAGAAUUACAAUAGACCGGUACUUGCCUCUCCUAAUAUGGGUUUCCCUACUCGCACUGCAUCCUGCUGUUCGAAAGUACUUUGGUCGUGAUCUCCGUGUACGGCAAUCUGCUAUGCAGGGCUUCCAGUUGCGAAACGAGACCGCAAUUGUUUGGAGUCAUUCGUUGGGUUCGAGCAACGAACCAUGUUAUUUUACAAACUCACCAGACGAUAAUGAACGAACUGAGCGGGUAACCUCACUAGACUUAGUACUACCUCCCACGAAUUAUAACUGGGCUCCCAACAGCCGGUGGAAGUUUGUGCCUCCUGAUCAGUACUGCCGUCAUAUUCGGUGGAGUCCGACAGCGUCCAAGUGAGGGCGAGUAAUGUACGAUAUUUUUUUGUAGAUGGUAGCAAGGUUUUGGGCACAAUAGACAUAAUACCGCCUGAACAGGGGAGAUGGCGAGGUGGUCUUGGGUGUAUGGAAUUGAGCGUUAUGCAAAACAGAUUUUCACUCCCGUAUAUGAGCUUUUAAUCACCAGCAACCGUUCACUGCUCGUAUUAAGAAUUUCUUUCAAAUAUUUACUCAGUUUCACCGGAAACAAAGUAUCUGUCAAUUAGUUAGCAUAAUGAGAGACAGUUCCUCAGACAAAACACUCACCCCUUCUGAUCUAUAACUGAGGUUGUCUUAGACAACACGGUGUAACGACAAACCCACUUGGCGUGAACGGGCCUCUUUUCGUCUGUUGGACAUGCGCUCUGCACGAACGAUGUAAUCUCAUCACUGUUCAAUAAACAAGAGCAGUCUGCAUGGAUGAAUAGCUUAAUGUGUUCAGCUUCUGCAUACUCCACGAGUUCGCGGGGCAACUUCACCAUGCUGCCAACAUUCACCUGCGUGGAAGCAGGGCGUAUAGAGACACGAGGAAGGAGGUACUGCAAUUCUUGCACUCCAAACUCACUCACACUCAGCUCGUCCACCUUUUUCGCCUUCACCUUUUCCUCCAACAACUAAGUCAUGUGUGAGCAAAAGACCGCAACAAAAGCAAAUAGCUGUUUAGAGUUUGUCGGACUUCACAUACCUUCCAAGUAUCAACCCAAGACUGACGCUCCUCAGGAGACACUUCCUUGAAACUCGCGUAUGUUUUGUCAUGAGAGACACAGACACUGUCAUGUGUGAAUGAAAUGUGAGGGAAUGAAGCAAUCAGAGUCGUCACAUGAUCGAUUUUUAACACUGCUUUAAGAGCUUCAAAGACCUCAUCAAUUGUUUUUUUGCGUUCAUUCAAGUCAAUCUUUCCGUCAUCCAGAAAGAAAAGUUUCACUAACUUUUGUUAGAAGAACAGUCCCAAAAACGCGUAGAAUAAAGGCCACGAUACAACAUUGUGCUGCUGUUUCCAUUCAUUCAUUCCUCCCUUCUCUUACCGUAAACUUCAUAGGAGUCUGAAAGAUCCUUAGGUGUUGUAAACGCUUCGUUUUCAGGUGCAAACACUGUCAAUCCUUCAACAGGAACGUCCAAAACAUCGUUUCUGGCAGUCAAUCUUGCACUGGCCAGCGAUUUCACCAACUAAUUCUGUCAGAACUGCAAACUCAAAAAAAACCUCCAACCAAAGUCGCUUUUCACCCCAAUGAGACGCAAUUGUUCACGUUCUUGCUUCGUACCUCCAAAUUGGAUUUUUUAUAAGUAGCAUUCCAAAUUCCACUUCUUAGCUCCUUCGUAACGUCUCCAGUACACAGAAUGACAUGCUUCGAACAGCCCA
Molecule: messenger RNA, 2317 nt
Organism: Schizosaccharomyces japonicus yFS275
Lineage: Eukaryota; Fungi; Ascomycota; Schizosaccharomycetes; Schizosaccharomycetales; Schizosaccharomycetaceae
Product: peroxin Pex28/29
Exons: 1
Coding region: 149-940 (263 amino acids)
Cellular component (GO): membrane
Source: RefSeq, a predicted model, not a curated record